GCCGCGCCGCUGACGCAUCCCUCUCACUACCAGCGGCGGUCGGGGCCGGGCGCCUUUGCCUUUACCAAGAUGGCCGCGGCGUCAACUGUUCUCCGCGGAGCCAUCUUGGUAACGGCGAGUGGUAGGGGGGCUCCUUCAAACUCCCUCCAGUUAAGGAGGCGGCAGUAGUGGGUCCGGCGAGCUCCCCCAGCUUCGGGGCGGGGGAUGGCUCCCGAGCAGGUGCCGGCGCCACCAUGGGGAGGAGCAGGGCGCUGUGGAGCUGCCUCCCGAAACUCCUGGCGCUGCCUCCAGUGGCUGGGUGGCCCGGCAGAAGGCAGCCGCCGCCGCGUAACGGCUCCUGCUGGGGGGUCGUGGCGCAGCCGGCUGGGGAGAGCAGGAGCAGGAGGUGCCGCAGCGCUAUGGAGGAGGAGGACGACGAGGGCGCCCAGCCGCAGCCCGAGGGCCUGAAUUUUGUUCACCUUCAUCGUCCACCGAUGGCAUCUUGUUAUUCGAGCCCUGCACAGAUACAGAAUUGGUAUCUGGAAAAACGAUCUACAGAUAUCCACAUCCAGAUAUCUGCAAAUUUGCAAGCUCUUCACCAAAAAACAUGGAUGAGAAGGCAGAUGAAGAGCAACCUUUGACUGCAUGUAACCAAUAUCCUAAGGAGUCAGUAAAGAAACGACAAAAUUCAAAUCAAAGUUCCAGAGGCAGUGACUCCUCCAGGACAUCCAGAAAAAGCUUCAGACUGGAUUACAGAUUAGAGGAAGAUGUAACUAAAUCAAAAAGAAGUAAAGAUGGAAAGUUUAUCAACCCUUGGCCAACAUGGAAAUCUCCAUCCUUGUCAAACAUUUUGAAAUGGGCCCUGAUGGAAAAAAAUAACAGCAACAUCCCAUGUUCAAAACAGGAACUUGAUAAAGAGCUUCCUGUGUUAAACCCUUACUUCAUUCCAAACCCUGAACUAGUUGGUAAGACUGGAACUGGCAUGCGAGUCACAUGGUUAGGACAUGCCUCAGUUAUGGUGGAAAUGGAUGGACUUGUAAUUCUUACUGACCCCAUCUUCAGCCAGCGAGCUUCCCCAGCGCAGUUUGUGGGUCCAAAACGUUUCCGAGGACCUCCAUGCACCGUAGAUCAGCUCCCCAAAAUAGAUGCAGUGAUGAUCAGCCACACUCACUAUGACCAUUUGGACCACAAUACUGUUGUGAGUUUAAAUGAGCGUUUUGGCAGUGAGCUGAGAUGGUUUGUACCGCUGGGUCUUUUAGAAUGGAUGCAGAAGUGUGCCUGUGAAAAUGUGAUUGAAUUGGACUGGUGGGAAGAGAACUGUGUCCCCGGACAUGAUGCCGUUACUUUUGUCUUUACCCCUUCUCAACACUGGUGCAAGAGGACUGCAACAGAUGAUGACAAGAUUCUCUGGGGCAGCUGGUCUGUCUUGGGUCCCUGGAAUAGGUUUUUCUUUGCGGGAGAUACUGGUUACUGUGUUGCUUUUGAACAGAUAGGUAAAAGAUUUGGACCUUUUGAUCUUGCAGCUAUUCCCAUUGGAGCUUAUGAGCCAAGGUGGUUUAUGAAAUACCAGCAUGUGAAUCCUGAAGAAGCUGUAAGAAUUCAUAUUGAUGUUCAGACAAAGAAGUCUGUAGCAAUUCACUGGGGAACCUUUGCUUUAGCAAAUGAGUAUUACUUGGAUCCUCCAGUUAAACUGAAUGAAGCCCUUGAACGAUAUGGCUUGAAACCUGAGGAUUUCUUUAUCUUGCAGCAUGGAGAAUCACGAGACUUGAACACAAAUGAGGAUGGACUUGAAUAAUUUUUUUAAAAUGUGGCAAUCCUUUACAAGCCUUGUUCUGAUUUGUAUUAGGAAAUAAUGAAAAGAUCAUUUCAUUAUCGGGUUAUGAAGCUUUUUAAAAAUUUGUACUGGAUUUUUAGUCUCCAGGUUCACUAAUUUCAGAGAUUAAAAAUUGUAUACUUGCUUGAUCACAGCACAGUUGCUUAUAAACUGAAUGGCAUAUUGAGAGGUCAUUUAAACACUGGCUAAUGCACAAGGCAUUAAUUGAUAAAUGCCUUGUAAUUUCAACUUUUUCCAUCAACUAAAAAAAAUCAAUAUACUUGUUUUAUUUUAAAAUUUUUAUAUUUGAUUUUCUGAGAUGGAGUCUUCCAGCUGUUGCAAAAGCAUGUUUAAAGUAAAAUACCGAUUUUGCUCAAUGCCUUUGUUUUAAUUUAAUGACAAACUAAAGAAGAGUUUAAAAAUGAUUCUAAAGAAAUGUGCCUUUCUAAAAAGAUGUAUUACUUAAGAUUUGCAACACUAAUGCAAAACUAUUACUGCUGGCCAGAAUCUGUGCUUUCAUUGUAUUAAAGUUACUCUUUAUCAUAGGUCUGAAUAUUACUAUUGUUUUGAGAUUGGUUUUCCAUAUCAAAUGCAGUACAUAAACUCAUGCUUUUAUUUAAAGUCAUGAUUCAGCCUCCCUUCCCCCUUUAAAUAAGCAGAGACACUGAUGGCACUGUCUCGAGCAUGAGUUAUGGAAGACUUUUCAUAGCUUCCGUAUGGUUUUACUAAGCAUGCUGUGGAAUUACAAAAUAUAUGCAGUAUUGUAAAACUUGGCUAAAUGCAUCUGUAUUAAAUUGCUAUACUGAUUUACAAAAUAAAGCCUAUUGAUGUCAGGAA
Pelodiscus sinensis (Chinese soft-shelled turtle) is the source of this 2629-nucleotide messenger RNA. RefSeq names its product N-acyl phosphatidylethanolamine phospholipase D (gene NAPEPLD). Lineage: Eukaryota; Metazoa; Chordata; Testudines; Trionychidae. Gene Ontology annotation, molecular function: N-acylphosphatidylethanolamine-specific phospholipase D activity; zinc ion binding. Gene Ontology annotation, biological process: N-acylethanolamine metabolic process; N-acylphosphatidylethanolamine metabolic process. Gene Ontology annotation, cellular component: membrane-bounded organelle; cytoplasm. The record is from RefSeq and is a predicted model, not a curated record.